Messenger RNA from Engraulis encrasicolus (European anchovy), 1055 nucleotides. RefSeq names its product HAUS augmin-like complex, subunit 1 (gene haus1). Gene Ontology annotation, cellular component: HAUS complex; cytosol. The coding region runs from base 97 to 930 and encodes 277 amino acids. The transcript has 9 exons. The record is from RefSeq and is a predicted model, not a curated record. Gene Ontology annotation, biological process: centrosome cycle; spindle assembly. Lineage: Eukaryota; Metazoa; Chordata; Actinopteri; Clupeiformes; Engraulidae.
CAUGACGCACAGAGGAAAAGGCGGCUGGCGGGAGUGUCCAAAAAAAAGAUUGUUUUGAAAUUUCGACUGGCCUUUUCUUCUCCGUUUGGAACCAGCAUGUGCGAAAAAAGCAAAGAGGUGAGUGAGUGGCUGAAAGUGGUGCUUGGAGAAGAACAGGUGCCCUGGUUUGAAGUGAACAAGAGCACUCUUGACAUUCUGCACAAGCUGUCAAAGAACAGCGAGCAGCGAUGCAAGGAGACAGAACUCCUGGUGGAGGACUUCAAGCAGAAGACAGAAGAAUAUAAAGUUGAAGGAGUCUACCAUCAAGACCUGCUUGACUUCGUUCUGGGUGAACGUGCAUCCUCUGACCUGCAGGAGGAGCCCCUGGGUUCCUGUCUGAAGGCUUUAGUGCACAUCGUAGAAGAAUUCAAACUCAAGGACACCAACGUGGGCAGCCUGAUGUCAUGUGUCUACAACCAAACUGCACGACUUCAUGAGGAGGACGAGAGGAACCGGAGGCUGCAGAAUAAACUCAGCAGUCUGGAGAGGAGGAAGGCAGACAUACACACCUCCCAGAAGAGCUUAGUCAAAACCAUCUCAGAGACGCAGGCGUGUCAGGACGUGGAGACUGUGGAGACGGACGAGAAGCUGCUGAAUAUGGACUUCCUGGACAGGAAGCACCAGGAGCUGACGCUCAGGAUCAAGAACGCUCAGGACCAGUUGGUGUCCAGAGAUGUCAGUUCAUCACUCACCCAUCACUCCAUCAAGGAGAUGUCAGAGCAACUGACGGUGCUGAAGCAAGAGAUGGAGCCUUUUAAGAGGAAACUGCAGGCCUUCCACGGCCUCCCCCCUAGCAUUCCCCUGGCUCGACUGGCUGUAGCAGAAUGCAAGAGCGAACUGGAAUCUCUUGAUGCCAUUCUGGAUGAAAAGAUUGACUGGAGGCACACAUGAACCAUCUGGGACGAAAUCCAUCAAUUUUACAUCCAUCAUUUCUUUCUUUGUCUCCCAUUUUCUAACACCACCUAUCUGUUUGUAAAUAAGUUAAUAAAGUAUUAAUAAAGUAUCUUCAACAUUUA